AUGGGGCAUGUCGUGGACGUCUUCAGGAAGUGCCUACCGAAGAAGACCAAGGAGGUCCAGCACGGGAUAAUCCGGUCGGCCACCGAGCUCAAGGAGACCGGUAUCCAGUUCAAGAAGAGCCUGACCAGCAGUCUCAAGGACAUCUCCUUUGCCAGAGGGGUCCUGAAGCUCCCCGCUAUCAUGGUGGAUGACACCACCAAGUCCGAGCUCCUCAAUCUCAUGACUUUCGAGCGCUUGCACAUCGGGACUGGGAACGAGAUCACAUCCUACACCAAAUUCAUGGACAACAUCAUCAACAAUGAGUGGGAUGUCGCGCUGCUCCAUGCCCAAGGCAUCAUCCAGAAUUCUAUUGGGUGCGACGAUGCAGUCGCUGACCUAUUCAACUCGCUGUGCAAGGAAGUGACGGUCGGACCCAACAGCAGCCUUGAUGCCGUGCAGAAGAAAAUCAGUGAGUACUGCGAGAAGCCCUGGAACAGGUGGAGGGCUAAUCUUAGACACACCUACUUCAGUAGUCCUUGGAGUGCAUUGUCUCUCAUUGCCGCCAUCUUCCUCUUCACACUCACCUUAAUUCAGACCAUAUUUAUCGUGCUCACCUACUAUUGA
Molecule: messenger RNA, 603 nt
Organism: Eucalyptus grandis
Lineage: Eukaryota; Viridiplantae; Streptophyta; Magnoliopsida; Myrtales; Myrtaceae
Product: UPF0481 protein At3g47200-like
Exons: 1
Coding region: 1-603 (200 amino acids)
Source: RefSeq, a predicted model, not a curated record